AUGAACAUGAAAAUAAAAAGAAAAACACAUGAACAUCUAUACAAGAGAAAUAACAGACAGAUAUCUAUCAAGCUACUAGCAAAAGUGCUUCUUAUGGGCGCGCUUCUAUUUGUGCAGAACGUCUUCGGAUUAUUGAGCGAGGAGGAUAUGAAAGCAGUGAUAAAAGCAAUAUUAAGCAAAACAAAAGGUGAUACUAUGCUGAAGCUGGAUGGGCCUUUUAGCCCAAUUAUGCUAUAUCUAUACGAAUGGUCUAGCACUCUUCAGAAUAAGCGAUUUGAUUCUUCAUACAUAAGUAACUGUUUUUUAAUAAUAAAGGAAGAAGAUACUUCACAUAAAACAUACCAAACAAACCACAUAGCCAGAGAAGAGGAUUCAGAGGGAAAGAAGAUACCAAAGAGAAUUGUAGACCACUACAAUGCACUAAUUAAUAUGUUUCCUUCCCCAAAGAGAAAAAUAGGCAUCUAUCCUAAAAAACUCCGAAAAGAGUCUUUUACUUCUUUCUUGAAGAGUGAACAUGUCAAGGAAUAUGCCCAUAGAAUUCUUGCAGUACUUCUUCUGCAGGCAGAGGGGAUGCCCGUGUCUCUGAGAAUUGAGGAUGAAGAAAGCGCAUGCCCAAAACUUACAUGGAUGAAUGAAUACAAACCCAAAGACUCCUUCAGUAUUCCUAUAUACACUACUAGUACGGAAGGACAGGAAAGUAAUAGCUCUAAUGAAGAAGCAAAUAUAAAAAAAAGUAGCAUUAAAAUAGUGCAGACUAUUAAGUACUUCCUUAAUGCAGAGUCCAGCCAGGAACUUGAAGAGAGUAUAGCGCUGAAGGAAUCAACUGAGAAAGAAAUUUAUUGGAAGAAUGAGUUUACUGAGACACCAGCCUGGCUUAUACAGUCGUACAUAUACUACUAUCUGGAGACUAAAGAGGAUGCAAUUAACUUUUAUGACGAGAUGUCUGACAAAUUAAGGCUUUGCUUCACAAAGCUUAAAGAGAAAAACAAUGCAGUGAUUUCAACCCGGCUAUUUCAAAAGUGGCUUACAAAAACAUCAAAUAGGUCAGUAACGUUGGAGUGGUGGGGUAACGUAAAAGAGCUUAAAGAUUUGGUUGAAGCCGAGAAAGAAAUUAAACCACUUCCCUUCAAAAAUAAUAGUCUGUACCUUCCCACAAAAAAGAAUUAUUGGCCUAAAUAUGAAUAUUAUAAAACAUGCACGUCUUCACCUAAUAUAGAAUCUACACUAUUUACUCUAUUCUGCUGCUUUGUAUAUGACCCAGAGACAAACACAUACAAUGUUGAUCAAAUUCCGUGCGCGCAAGAAGAAGUAAAGAAUCUGUUUGGCAUGCCAUCUAAAAACACAAGUACGUCUAGCGAUUCACCCGAAAAAUGUGAAAAUCCAGCCAUAAACAACCCACUCAGCAAUGAUAUGCCUGUCAUACGGAUGGGGCAGGGAAUAACAAAAGAGGCUUGGGAUAAAUGGCGUGAAAUAAUUAAGAGCUUAGUGAGAGAUGAUGAGGACAUAAGUUACAUAAAACUAACGAACGGUAGGCAUGUGAUUGAACAAGAUAUCCUCAAUAUUCUCAUAAUAAUGCUAAAGCUUACUGGAAUGUAUUAUGAUAUAAAUAAGAAAGAAAUACAGUCAUAUAAAAAACUGUUCGAAUCCGAAAGAUCCGGGUAUGAGAAACCCCUAACAGUUAAGGAUUUAAAUAGCAUUAUAAGAUAUGUAGAAAGUAUUUUCUCUAUGGUAUUGUCAAGAAAAUUCGACAAUAGAAUGCCUGAAGACUUCAGGAACCGGUUUUCUACAUCUUUUAAAGAUAAAAAACCAAGAAUAUUAUAUAUGAACUUUGUGGAUUACCAAAUUAAAAGCACAUAUACUAAAAAGUAUUUGACUAAACGUAUAGAAACAAAAUAUUUGGCCGGAAGUUUACAGAUUUAUUAUAAAACAGAAAACAGAAAACAGCCAAUAAUUAUUAGUUUUAUAUCACCAGAAAUAGUCGAAUUAGGAAUUGGCAUGUGUUUUUUACUAUCAGAAAUUCCAAAAAUUGACAUUUUAGCAGAGAAAAUAAGCAAAAUGCCAAAAGACAGCUAUAGUAUGCAUGUUCUUUCUGAAUAUGCAGAAACCAUAAAUCUAUCCAAUCCAACUAAUAUGAAAGUUGAUCAGCCCGAAUAUAAUCCGAAUGAAACACUUGAUAUAGCCUAA
Messenger RNA from Nematocida ausubeli, 2184 nucleotides. RefSeq lists its product as uncharacterized. The coding region runs from base 1 to 2184 and encodes 727 amino acids. The transcript has a single exon. The record is from RefSeq and is a predicted model, not a curated record. Lineage: Eukaryota; Fungi; Microsporidia.